Molecule: messenger RNA, 2539 nt
Organism: Nelumbo nucifera (sacred lotus)
Lineage: Eukaryota; Viridiplantae; Streptophyta; Magnoliopsida; Proteales; Nelumbonaceae
Gene: ABCG25
Product: ATP-binding cassette family G25
Biological process (GO): transmembrane transport
Cellular component (GO): plasma membrane
Molecular function (GO): ABC-type transporter activity; ATP hydrolysis activity; ATP binding
Source: RefSeq, a predicted model, not a curated record
CUUUUCUCCUCCCUUGUCCCUUCGUUUCUCUAUUUCUCUCCUUUUGAUUCAGUGAGAUAGAGACACAGCUUUUGAUCAGUGAGACCCAGAAUGCCUGUGAUUGAUGAAGGACGGGUCCCCAAUGGGAGACCAUCCGACGGCCCAGAGUGCGGUCGGGGUUAUCGAGAUCUGGACUCCGUAAUCUCUUCUUGUUAUCCGAUUACUCUCAAGUUUAUGGACGUAUAUUUCCGGCUGAAGCUGGAGAGGAAGAACAACGGUGGUGGUGCAAUCAGACGGAUGCUGGGGGGUCCCACAGGUUCCGAUCAAGGGACUACAAUGAAAACGAGCAUGAGCGAAGAGCGAACGAUUCUGAAUGGAGUAACAGGAAUGGUGUCCCCCGGAGAAAUCCUGGCCAUUCUUGGUCCCUCUGGAAGUGGCAAAUCAACGCUUCUGAAUGCACUUGCAGGGAGGCUUCAAGGGAACGGCCUCACCGGGACAAUACUCGCGAACGGGAAGAAACUCACUAAACCCGUGUUGAGAAGAACCGGGUUCGUGACUCAGGACGACAUUCUUUACCCCCACCUCACCGUGAAAGAAACUCUCGUCUUCUGCUCGUUGCUCCGGCUUCCCAACUCGCUCUCGAAGAAGGAGAAGGUCAGGGUGGCCGAGUCGGUGAUUGCCGAGUUGGGGUUGAACAAAUGCCAAGACACCAUCAUCGGGAACAGCUUCAUUAGAGGAGUCUCAGGUGGUGAGAGGAAGAGAGUGAGCAUAGCCCACGAGAUGCUGAUAAACCCAAGUCUGCUUCUUCUGGACGAGCCCACCUCUGGGCUCGACUCCACGGCGGCCUACCGGCUUGUGUCGACAUUGGGUUCAUUGGCUCAGAAGGGUAAAACCAUCGUGACGUCGGUGCACCAGCCAUCGAGCCGAGUCUACCAGAUGUUCGACUCCGUGAUCGUUCUGUCGGAGGGGAGCUGCAUCUACUUCGGCAAGGGCUCGGAGGCGAUGAACUACUUUGCAUCAGUUGGUUUCUCGCCGACCUUCCCAAUGAACCCAGCCGACUUCCUCCUCGAUCUUGCCAACGGAGUGUGCCAUCUUGAUGUAUCAAGUGAAGCAGAUAAGCCCAACGUAAAGCAAACUCUUGUCUCCUCGUAUAACAGCUUACUGGCUCCCAAGGUGAAGGCUGCCUGCAUGGAUGGCAGCACCACCAUGACCAAAGACAUAGCACGUUCAGGAAGCUACAGGGCCCAUGAAGAGAUCAAAGUAAGCUUCAGAACUAGUAUCUGCAAUUGGUUCAACCAAUUCAGUAUCCUCCUACAGAGAAGCUUGAAGGAGAGGAGGCAUGAAUCGUUCAACUCCCUCAGAGUCUUCCAAGUGAUGACUUCUGCAGUACUAGCUGGCUCCAUGUGGUGGCACUCUGACAUCCGCAAUGUUCAGGACCGCCUCGGCCUCCUCUUCUUCAUUGCCAUCUUCUGGGGAGUCAUGCCGUCAUUCAAUGCCGUCUUCACCUUCCCUCAAGAGCGUGCCGUUUUCAUCAAAGAACGGGCAUCCGGCAUGUACACCCUUUCCUCCUACUUCAUGGCUCGAAUUGUAGGCGACCUUCCCAUGGAGCUCAUACUCCCUACAGUCUUUUCCACUGUGGCCUAUUGGAUGACUGGGUUAAGGCCUGAUCCAGGCGCCUUCCUGCUGACAAUCCUAGUACUGCUUGGCUAUGUUCUAGUGGCUCAAGGGCUGGGCCUUGCUCUGGGCGCAAUCAUCAUGGAUGCCAAGCAAGCUUCAACAGUGGUAACCAUCACAAUGCUUGCAUUUGUUCUCACUGGAGGAUUCUAUGUGCACAAGAUACCACAUUGCUUGGCUUGGAUCAAAUAUCUCUCAUUUACAUUCUACUGCUACAGGCUCCUCAUUGGCAUACAAUAUGGGGAUGGGAAGUUGAUCUCUUCCCUGUUGGGUUGCUCUAGAAUUGGGAGUGACAGAACCGAUUGUGGGUUUGUGGAGGGAGAUGUUGAGGGACAAAUCCGUCCUGUGGUGAGCAUCGGCAUCAUGUUCUUGAUGUUUGUGGGUUACAGGUUGAUAGCAUAUGCUGCAUUGAGGCGCAUCAAAGCUUGAUAAUGGUGGCACCAAUUAUAUAUGAUGUCUGAGCCUGAUGAGCAUGCAUGUUUUCCACCAAUUAAAUGUUGCCAAAUGUUAACUCCACUUGGCUUUUGCUUCCUUCUCAGUUCAGCCUCUUCUUGUAACUUAGUAGACAACCAACCAUGGAGAUCAUCAAGACUUGGUUGGAUUUGGUAAAGCUAUACAUAUCAUGCUUGUAGUAGAAUUUUAUUGCCUAGAAGGAAAUGUUCUUCUUGGUUAUCUGUUGGCAGCACAACUCUUGUUGCAGCAGAGAUGUAUAAACAAUCUAGGUAAAUAUUAUAUCAUUGUCAAGCAACAACAGAAACAUACCCCUCAAGAGUAUCAUAUAUCUUUGUCAACUACUGCCAAUAUACCAUCUCUGGUGCAAACUGUGGUGUCACAAAGCAUGAUUUAUUAAAGUAAUGCAAAAGGCAAAGCCUUGAUGUUAUGUUCA